Messenger RNA from Bipolaris sorokiniana ND90Pr, 1920 nucleotides. RefSeq lists its product as uncharacterized. The record is from RefSeq and is a predicted model, not a curated record. The coding region runs from base 1 to 1920 and encodes 639 amino acids. Gene Ontology annotation, molecular function: DNA-binding transcription factor activity, RNA polymerase II-specific; RNA polymerase II cis-regulatory region sequence-specific DNA binding. The transcript is spliced from 2 exons. Lineage: Eukaryota; Fungi; Ascomycota; Dothideomycetes; Pleosporales; Pleosporaceae. Gene Ontology annotation, biological process: regulation of transcription by RNA polymerase II. Gene Ontology annotation, cellular component: chromatin.
AUGGAGGCCGACGAGUCUCAACUAUACCAGUUCAGCACUCCUCAGCAGAGCAACUCGUUCAAACGACCGCGACGCAGCCUGCAAGGCUCCACGCCCUUGACCAGCGUCACCGAAAGCGUCACCUCCUCGCCCCGUCACUCGGGACAGAGCCAGUUCGCACCCCAGCUCUUCGAUCACAUCAAUGCGCUCAAGCACCUCGAUGAUCAACAGAUUUUGCAGUUACUGUCCGUUGCGCGCAAUGGAGGUCAGUCGGGUUGCAUCUAUGAUGCCCUGCCUUUUACUUACGCGACUCUAGAUGGCAUGCGUCGCUCAGGCGCCGACAGGUCGUCAAUGUCGACCGUUGGAAGCCGUGCGUCGUCUUAUCUGAGCGUACCGUCUAGCAGAGUCCCCAGCAUGCUCUCGGAUCCGCGUUCAUCAAUCGCAUCGACCGACUCGUCGUACACGCACUACAGCGCUGCUUCGUCGCGCAUGUCGACCGCGUCUUCUCGUCUUUCCACAAUCUCUACCACGUCAACGCCUGCACCCAAGAACUUCGCGUGCACGUUCUGCGAUAAGGCGCUCAAAUCGAAGCCGUACUGGAAAUCGCACGAGGAAGAGUUCCACGAGCAAAGACUUACUUGGAGAUGUCCAGACUGUGAGCAAAUCUUCCACGCUGGAAAGCGUUUCCGCGAGCACCAUACCAAGCUUCAUGGCUGUGAGCAUUGCAAGCAACCAAGGGAGAGUGGUCAGCCAACGAGCAGGAAAGCAUCUCCAUGUGUGAAGAAGUACGAAAUCGUCAUGCAUGACAAGGACGCUUGGGGAUGUGGCUUCUGUGCCUCUCUUCUGACUACUUGGGAAGAGCGUUGCGAGCAUAUCGCACUCCAUUUCGAAGAGAAGGGAUCGUCAAAAUGGAACUUUACUAAUGUUGUUCUCGGUCUGCUUAAGCAACCAGAGGUGUCUAGCGCCUGGAACCAGAUGAUGACAGAUCGGUAUGGAGAAGAACAGAACUGGCCGUCGUUGGCAUGGGAGUCGAAGAAGUGCAACCGUUUACGAUACAAGCUCGAAACGAAAUGGGACACACGCGUUUUCGACAUUGAGAAGUUGGUGCAGGACACCUUCGACUUGGCGGAGAUCGAGGCCAAAGACGUUGAAUCAGCAAGCGAAGCAACUCCUGAUGUUUCCGAGUCGAACGAUGCUAGCCAGGGCGAAAUGGUGGAAUUCAAACUGGAGGCUUCUGACUUGGCACCUGAUUUUGGAACCGACAACAGGCUCCAGAGCUCACACGGCCUUCCGCAGGAGCAGAUGAUGAUGGAUAUUGACCCAGUAGAGCCUCCGCAGACGAUGCAGCAGCAAGAGAUGGCGCAGUCGCAAUGGCCUGUUAGCACAGAUAUGUCUCACGGUGGUAUGAGCGCUGCAACCGGCAUGGAUGGGUUCAACGCGUUCGACACCAACAUGACAUCGAUGUCGACAGACUUUUCUCAACCAAUGGCCCAAAAUUUCCAGCCACAAUCACAAGGCUGGCCAAAUGCAGGCUUUUCAUCAACACCUGACCUCCUCAACUACCAACAACAAGCGUCGUACAUGGACUUUCAACAGGCCAAGGAGAUCGUUUCUGUACCGACCUCUCAAUACGCCAACUUUGCGCACUACCCACGGCAAAGCCUUCCGCCAAACUUUCUUCAACAGCAACAGCAACAGUCGCAAGCCCCUAGUACGCCAACAUCGCGCCGUUACGUCCCAAGGUUGAUCAACAUAUCGAACAACUCGAGCCACCGCGGUAUCCAGAUGGACCAGCCACCUCCACCCCCGCCAAAAGAUGAGCACCAAAAUCGAUUCUCACGGCUAAUUAUGAGGCGGCGUCCCAGCAACAUUUCGCAACAUAGCCUAGCAUCUCACCGUGAAAUGGGCGGUACAUGGGGCGACGAGCUAAACUGGGGUUAA